Molecule: messenger RNA, 357 nt
Organism: Guillardia theta CCMP2712
Lineage: Eukaryota; Cryptophyceae; Pyrenomonadales; Geminigeraceae
Exons: 2
Coding region: 1-357 (118 amino acids)
Source: RefSeq, a predicted model, not a curated record
AUGUCACUAACAAAGGGCUUGAAUGACUUCCAUCGGGCUGUGCUCAGUUCUCCCAAGCUGUCCUGCGUUCUGGUAUCCAUCCAUGCUCAGCCACCAACCCGAACACUGAGCAAGCGAAGAACCUCCAAGGAGAAGGUCCUGCAGAACCUGCUGGUUUCAGACAAGGUAAAGGAGAUUGAGAGCUGCCUGGAGAGCAGAUCAGACAUGGCGAGGAUGGUGAGAGCGCGAUGCGAGAGCAGAGACAAAGACGUCAGUUGGAUGUCCAUGAGCAAGGGACUCAACUCGAAUCUCUACAUGGAAACCAACAACUUUCCCGAGCCUGAGAUCAGCAUCAGCACAGAAAAGAAGAUUUGGUAA